AUGGAAAACAGCCAUGUCACCCAGAUGUCUGAGCAGCGCAGUGAUGUGCUGAACUCCCCCUCCUCACAGCCAUCCUCUCAUUAUGUACCUGUCAAGCUGGAAGAGUAUGAAAGCUCAGGCUUCAGUGUGAAGAAGCUCCUCAGGAAGGCCAAGGAGAAUUGCAAGUGUGACCAGCAGAGUAUCACCAGCUUCUUUCGCAAGCUCUUUCCGGUAGUGCAGUGGCUUCCCCAUUACAAUGUCAAGGAGCAACUGCUUGGCGACGUUAUCUCUGGCUUACUGGUGGGAAUAGUCGCCAUCCCACAGUCCAUCUCUUACGCCAUCCUAGCUAACCAGGCUCCCGUUUAUGGACUCUACACCAACUUCUUCUGUACUAUUAUCUACUUCAUGAUGGCAACCUCACAUCACAAUUGUGUUGGUUCUUUUGGAGUUCUGUGCCUGAUGAUCGGGGAAUCAGUAAACCGGCAGCUGAAGUUAGCUGGAUACGAGUCAGAGACGGGGGCUGACUUACUGGCAAACGCCACAUUGAAUGGGUCAGUGACCUGCAACAAAGAGUGUUAUGCCAUCACCGUGGCAACGGCUCUAACGUUUCUGGUUGGGCUUUACCAGAUACUUCUGGGGGUUUUCCAGCUGGGCUUCCUAUCCGUAUACCUCUCGGAACCACUCCUGAGUGGCUUUGUGACUGGGUCCUCUCUUACCAUCCUCACUUCCCAAAUGAAUCUCUUACUGGGAGUGAAAAUCCCUCGCCAUGAUGGAGUGGGGUCUCUUAUUUUGACAUGGGUGGACAUCUUCAGAUACAUUGACAAGACCAACAUCUGUGACCUAGUCACCAGUUUGAUUGCUUUGGUCCUCAUAGUACCAGUAAAGGAGAUCAACAACUACUUUAGGGAUAAAAUGAAGGCUCCAUUUCCCAUAGAACUCCUGGUGGUCAUUGCAGCUACUCUGCUGUCCCAUUUCUUUAACUUCAAUGCCAGAUACAAAUCUAAGAUCUGUGGUACUAUCCCCACUGGUUUCAUGCAACCUGCUGCUCCAGAUCUGAACCUUUUGUCAAGUUUGGCACUUGAUGCUCUGCCCAUUGCUAUAAUUGGCUUUGCAAUGACUGUCUCACUUGCAGAAAUAUUUGGCAGGAAGCAUGGCUACACGGUCCGGGCCAACCAGGAGAUGAUUGCCAUUGGCAUGGGAAAUUUGGUUCCAUCUUUCUUUUACUGCUUUGCUUCUUGUGCUGCCUUGACAAAGACCUUGCUGAAGGAAUCCACAGGAUGUCAUACCCAGAUAUCAAGCUUGGUAUCUUCAGCUGUUUUGCUCUUGGUGUUGUUGUGGAUUGCUCCACUCUUCUAUUCACUGCAAACCUGUAUAUUGGGGGUAGUUACCAUUGUUAACCUCAGGGGGGCCUUGCGGAAGUUUGCCGACACUCCCAAGAUGUGGCGGAUCAGUAAGAUGGACACUGUGGUCUGGUGGGUCACCAUGCUGUCCUCAUCACUGAUCUCUACAGAGCUGGGCCUUUUGGUUGGGGUCUGCUUUGCUCUCCUCUGCAUAAUCUUCCGCACCCAGAGGCCCCGAGCGACCCUUCUAGGGAAGGUAAAUGAUUCAGAUAUCUAUGAGGACCAGUUCACUUACAAGAAAAUCAGCAGUAUUGAGAACAUUAAGAUCUUCCGCUUUGAUACCUCACUUUACUAUGCAAACAAGGACUAUUUCAAAACCUCACUCUUCGAAAGAACAGGAGUCAAUCCUUCCCUAGUUGCUGCCAUACAGAAAAAAUCUGAAGCAAAAGCAAAGGUCACCAAGAGAAGAGCCACCAAGACUUCGGCAGAGGUUUGUUGCCCACCUGUAGACAUGCAUACCUUAAUAAUCGACUGUGGUGCAAUGCAAUUUCUGGAUAGUGUGGGCCUAGGUGUGCUGAAGGAGACCCGCCAGGAUUACAAGAACAUUGGUGUCCAGGUCCUUUUGGCCAAUUGCAACCCGUCUAUCCGACACCUACUCCAGGUAGGUGGCUGGCUCACUGGGAUGGAAGAUUCAGAGCUGCUGUCCUUCCACAGUAUACAUGCCGCGGUGCAGUUUGCCGAGAAACAGUCCCAAGCUCAACCGAUGGAGAGUGAGAUGACAAAGGGUGCUUUUCUCAGCCCAGAAGCCACAGAUCUCUCAGUAGAAUCUAGUCUGGGUGGAGCACUGUAG
This is a messenger RNA of Varanus komodoensis (Komodo dragon), 2169 nucleotides long. Its product is annotated as sulfate transporter-like. Gene Ontology annotation, cellular component: membrane. The record is from RefSeq and is a predicted model, not a curated record. Bases 1 to 2169 code for a protein of 722 amino acids. Lineage: Eukaryota; Metazoa; Chordata; Lepidosauria; Squamata; Varanidae. The transcript is spliced from 3 exons. Gene Ontology annotation, molecular function: bicarbonate transmembrane transporter activity; oxalate transmembrane transporter activity; sulfate transmembrane transporter activity. Gene Ontology annotation, biological process: transmembrane transport.